Molecule: messenger RNA, 222 nt
Organism: Spirodela intermedia
Lineage: Eukaryota; Viridiplantae; Streptophyta; Magnoliopsida; Alismatales; Araceae
Source: the annotation of a GenBank genome assembly
AUGGAGAGGCGGAGAAGAAGAAGGUUGGUCAGGCGGCGCCGGACGGGUGCCGGCCCGGUGCAAAGCAAGCUCAAGAUGCUCGAGGAGCUCGUGCCGGGGUGCGCCGACCAGGACGUGGAGACUCUGCUGGCGAGGACGGCGGACUACAUCACCCUCCUGGAGCUCCAUGCGAGUCUCCUCGAGAGCCUUCAGACGUCUCCAGUGUGGAACCUCCCAGGAUAA